GCGCCUAAAGGGGCGCAGAAGGAACGGCUCAAAGAGGACGACGAACCCGAGUAUAAGUUUGAAUGGCAGCGAAAUGCUCCCCGAGAAAGUUUUGCCAAAAACAAUAUGGAUAUCAGAGACCAACCGUUUGGCAUUCAAGUCCGUAAUGUUCGGUGCAUUAAAUGCCACAAAUGGGGUCAUCUAAACACCGACCGCGAGUGUCCGCUCUAUAACCAGGGAAGCUCUCUAAUGGACGGAUCAACCAUGCAAGAGGACGGUCUCGCCCUCAAGAAGAGUAUUGUCGGCCAACACUUCGAUCCAAAUGAGUUGAAUCAA
This is a messenger RNA of Medioppia subpectinata, 315 nucleotides long. NCBI's taxonomy places the organism in Eukaryota, Metazoa, Arthropoda, Arachnida, Sarcoptiformes, Oppiidae. The record is from the annotation of a GenBank genome assembly.